This is a messenger RNA of Tilletiaria anomala UBC 951, 1776 nucleotides long. RefSeq lists its product as uncharacterized. The transcript has 5 exons. Gene Ontology annotation, cellular component: Golgi apparatus; COG complex. NCBI's taxonomy places the organism in Eukaryota, Fungi, Basidiomycota, Exobasidiomycetes, Georgefischeriales, Tilletiariaceae. The record is from RefSeq and is a predicted model, not a curated record. The coding region runs from base 1 to 1776 and encodes 591 amino acids. Gene Ontology annotation, biological process: intra-Golgi vesicle-mediated transport.
AUGUCGAGCCUGGAUCGCCCGGCACGAAGGCACAUCCGCGCAAAAGCUGUUCUGACAUCGUCCACCUCGCAGGAUGGCAUCGCCAACUGUGCACCGGCCAUCAGUAGUGCUGAAGCGGCCGCCAUCGCUUCCUCCUCUGCUAUGGCAUCCAGGCCACCUGCAAGCAGCACUGCAUUCAUGGGCCUCGAUCCGCUCUCCGCCGAGCCGGACGCGGUCUUCGAGAAGCUGCAUGUAAAAGCCGCUGAAGAAUUCGAGCAGUCUGUCAGGGAUGCGUACCAAGAGUCGCAGGCCGCGCUGCGAUCACUUGUAUCGACUCAGUACCCAGAAAUGCUUGGGACAGCUUCAAGUGUAAUCGAAAUGGCAGGCUCAUCUCGCCGCCUGUUGCAGCAUAUCACGACAUUCCGUGACACAGCUCUUGCUCCAGAGCCCCUGGGACCGUCCAAGCUGGAAAAGGGGAAAGCGCGCGAAGAUGACAUCGCAGCGGAGACGGAGAUUUACCGGUUGGCAGCUGCAACAAAGGUGGUGGAUGAGCUGCCAGCGUUCGGGAGAGACUUUCUUUCGCGGAGAAGAGCCCAUCCCUUUACUCUACAUGCUGCUUGGGCGUACAUGGUCGGGCGUACUGCAUGGGGGUACCUUUCGGAGCGGACCAAAAUGCUCGCGGGGAGCGAAGCAGCCGUCUUGUUCCCGAGUCUUGUAAACAAGAGGGAGGAGCUGGCGGCUUUACGGACAGAAGUCAUCCAAACCUGUACCAAGCAGCUGGAGCAAGAUCUUAUCAGCUACACAGCCAUGAUGUCGCAUUCAAUUGCUAUGGUAUUACUCGACCAUGCACGACCUAGCGAGAUGUUGCAAUUUGUUCUUGGCCUUCGGAAACGUGCUCUGGCUGCCAUGAGCUACGCCGGGGAUACCAUUGACGCUGUGGAGGCUCGGCACGGUACCGAAGUGCCCCCGCAUGCUCGCCUCUCUGCACGCACCAUCAUCGACAAGAUCUCCACAAAGGCUUCCUUGAUGAACUUCCUCCCGGAUGAGAUUGUCAAGUACUGCCCAUUUGUCGACUUCAGCGGAGCUGGCACUAGUCAGGAGGAAUUUGAUCGAGCACUGAGUCAGAUUUGCACCUGGAGCGAGGACGUUAUCAGUACUUGCUGGCAGGAGCAAGGCUUGCAAAGCAUGUUUGCCGGUCUAGCCACAGUUGCAGACAUAUCGAGCGUGGCAGCAGCAAUCUUUUCGUACACUUCCGAAGUCAAGCAAAUUCUACGCACAAGUCUUCACGCCGGUGGCGACCGCACAGAUGCAAUACACCAUACCGUGGAUCAGAGCGUGGACGCUUUCCGCUCUGCAGCGCAGAGAGUUCUCGACGAGCGCCUCGUCGGCCUCUACCGCGAGCGUUUGGACGAUAUCGCGCGGUCCUUUACCUACGAAUGCGAUGCCCUUACCCUGGAGGAACCACCCGAUCUCAUUCAGUGGCUUCUUGCCGAUGGACAGGGAGCCAGUCUUGACGAUCGGUUAUGCGGCCAUACGCCAGCUGUGCGGCGGGUACUCGCGCACGCCGAGCAGCAGGCAAGCGAUGUUGCACAACAGAUGCAGCGCUUUUGGGAGGACGCUCCUCGGUCGAAGGAGCAUUCAGGCCAUCUCGAGCAUCUUCGGAAACAAUUUGCAAACAGUGUCACUGCGCUUUUUGAUAGCCUUGCCUCCGCUUUACAGAAAAUUCCUCGAUCUGCCAACAACAUCCUCUUCGCGCACCACGCCGUUGCAUCAAUUGGCGCAGGCAGCGCAGCUUGA